AUGUUAAUUGCACUUUCUGCAAAGAACAAGUUAGGUUUUGUUGAUGGAACAAUUGCAAGUGCUGCAAACCCUAGUUUAUGGAAUCGCUGUAAUGAUAUGGUGAUCUCAUGGAUCAUUAACACAUUAUCCAAGGAUAUUAGUGAAAGUGUUUUGUAUGUGCAGAGUGCUGCUCAACUUUGGACAGAACUAAAUGAUAGAUAUGGACAUGCUAAUGGUGCAAAGAUGUAUCAAUUACAAAAGAGUUUAUGUGAAAUUUCACAAGGAAGUAGCAGUAUUGCGGCUUCUUUUACAAAGAGCAAAGGAAUUUGGGGUGAACUCAGUUCUUUAUCUACUAUUUCUCCAUAUUCCUGUGGUACAUAUGCUGAAAUUGUGAAAAAGGACGAAGAACAAAGGUUAAUUCAAUUCCUAAUGGGAUUAAAUCCUAGUUAUGAUAAUGUUAGGGGUAAUAUUCUGAUGAUGCAACCAUUACCUGCUAUAAGCAAAGCUUAUUCUCUUUUGACACAAGAUGAGAAACAAAGAGAGAUUUGA
Messenger RNA from Helianthus annuus (common sunflower), 528 nucleotides. RefSeq lists its product as uncharacterized. The coding region runs from base 1 to 528 and encodes 175 amino acids. Lineage: Eukaryota; Viridiplantae; Streptophyta; Magnoliopsida; Asterales; Asteraceae. The record is from RefSeq and is a predicted model, not a curated record. The transcript has a single exon.